Aspergillus ochraceoroseus IBT 24754 is the source of this 2100-nucleotide messenger RNA. Its product is annotated as phosphotransferase family protein. The transcript is spliced from 8 exons. The coding region runs from base 1 to 2100 and encodes 699 amino acids. Lineage: Eukaryota; Fungi; Ascomycota; Eurotiomycetes; Eurotiales; Aspergillaceae. The record is from RefSeq and is a predicted model, not a curated record. Gene Ontology annotation, cellular component: mitochondrion.
AUGCCAUUGCGAAUGGGAAAUUUCCCGCUUUUGGAUUGCGAUUCGGGGGACCUCUAUGCCUACUCGGCUCAGCGAUGGAUCUGGAACGAAGCACAGCAGCUACGAAGCAGAUACGUUUCAUUUGACCUACAUACGCUCAUUCAGAUCGCAGAGGAAGCCGGCGGGGAUAAUGCAGUUUGCGUCAACGUCUCGAAGCUACCAGAAGGGAACUUCAACAAGGCGUUUCUUGUUACUAUGCGGGAUGGACUGGAGUUAGUCGUCAAGAUCCCAAACCCGAACGCAGGACCUAGUCACUAUACGACAGCGUCAGAAGUGGCGACAAUGCAAUAUGCAAGGGAAAAUCUUCAACUUCCUGUCCCUAGAGUUCUUUCUUACUGUUCCCGUGCUCUGGAGAGUAAGCUAGGCUUGGAGUAUAUUAUCAUGGAGAAGGCUCAGGGUAUUGAGCUCAGCCACAUAUGGGAAAGUCUUAAGCCGCGUGACAAACUAUCUAUCGUGAGGCAAAUUGGCUCCAUAACUUCCAUGCUCUCUAAGGCAAGGUUUCCAUUCCACGGUUCAUUAUACCUUCGCGAGGAUAUCUCUAAGUCCGAAAGCAUCAAAAUUGAUGAUACCUUCGUAAUUGGAUUGAUAAUAGGGAGAGCUUGGUUUGAUGAUAGAAGAGGUGAGGUUGAUGUUCAAAGAGGCCCCUGGACGAGUACGAACUUCACCAUAAAUGCAAUCAUUCAGCGAGAGCUAUCCUGUAUAAACAAAUUUUCAGGAUCUCCUCGCGCUUGUCAACAAGGCAUUUUCAAUGGACCUGGUGGUUACCAUCCCACAAAAGAUGAAGGACUCAAUGCGGGCAUAAUCUGGCAUAAUGAUCUACACACGGGCAACAUCUUCGUUGAUAAAGACAAUCCUACAAAAAUAACUAGUAUUAUUGACUGGCAAGCCAUCCCUAUUUACCCGAUCUUUCUUAUCGCCCAUCAUCCUUCUCUUAUAGAGUAUGAUGGUCCAAAGCCAGAACGGUUUAUUCAGCCUCGCUUGCCAGAGAAUAUCGAAAAGCUUAAUUCUCAGGAUCAAAAAGUUGCUAGGGAGCUAUUUCUUGCACAGACAUUCUGGCUUUACUACGAGACACAAGUCUAUAAGGAAGCUCCGGACUUGCUUCAAGCGUUUAAAUAUCGGGAAACCUUGCAAUCUGAGCUAUUAAGCCUAGUGGGGUCAAUAUUUGACGAUGGAGAGCCACAUGUCCAAAAGCUUCUUGCGAAUGUUGCUAGAGAUAACAUCUGGAAACAGCUAGUUGGGGAGGAUAAUCAUGGCAAACCAAGUGUCCCAUGCCCCCUGAACUAUACAGAACGUGACUUGGUUAAACAGAGUAAGGAGUACGCCAAAUGGGAGAAAGACAUCGAGAGAAAAACGCGAGUGAUUGAUGAAUUAGGAGUGUAUACAGGCUGGAAUGGAGCUGUAUCUCCCGGUGACUAUGAAGAAGUUGUUAGAAGACUUACUCUUUCCAAAAAGAGGUUUUUAGACCGGGAAUCGAGAACUCCGGAAGAACUGGUGUUGUGGGAGAAGGCAUGGCCUUUCGAGGCUAAACCCGGGAGGUCGAGACAAUGUGAUCUUUCCCAAGGCUCAUUCAUGGUACGGGAGGUGGCCUUGAUCUGUCGGAGACGAUAUCUGAGGGAUAUUUAUAGUCUACCUGUCCGUCUCGAAAGGAACCGCAAUACCAAAAUCCUUAGCCCUUUAUCGAGAGCGAGAUUCACGAUUUACCCUUCAGCCCUCGUACCCUAUGACUUUGCAAGGUAUGUCGCGCUAUUUGAACAUUCCAAAUCAUCGCCAAGUACGCAGCUCUCAACGAGACUCUCGCCCAUUUCUAUACCACGGUUUGCACUUCGACGCCUUCAGAAGAACGUUCCUCUUCUCAACCCCAAGCUUUCACGUCUCUACUGGUGGUCUGAUUUUCUCAUCAUCUUGCGACUAGCUCUAGCUGUUUCACGUGAGCAAGCGGCAAGUCACUCGUCGCGCCUUUACUCCGAGCCGCCUUCUAUUGAUCCUUCCUCUUCACCGUCUACCAUAAAUCUCUCCCGACGUAGAUAUCUGUCAGAAAUCCCAAUCUCGCUUUACACUUGA